Molecule: messenger RNA, 468 nt
Organism: Scutellospora calospora
Lineage: Eukaryota; Fungi; Glomeromycota; Glomeromycetes; Diversisporales; Gigasporaceae
Source: the annotation of a GenBank genome assembly
AUGAAUGAUAAUAAAAAAGUACUUGAUGAAGAAAUUGCACGUAUCAAAAAACUCUUGAAAGAGCAAGAAGAAGAAAUUAAUAUUGAAAAACAAAAAUAUUAUCAAUUACUUGAAUUAUUUGAUAACGUAAAAAAAAAUGUAGUUGAUGCUAUAAAAGAACAUUUAUCUAAAACAUUAAAUGAAACACUUAAAAAUCUUAAUGAUGAUAUAAAAAAAUUAAUAAUUGAUAUAAAAAAUAUUGACGAAAUUGUAAAAACAAAAACAUAUUAUCCUGAUAAUAUUGAUUUAAACAAUAAAAUCAAAGAAAAAAUUUUAGAAGCAUUAAAAGAUCCUGACUUAGAUCAAGAUGAAAAAAAUGAUCUUUUGAAUUAUGGUAUAUUUAACGCUGAUAAAUGGAAAGAAGAAAAUUUUUUUAAAUAUUUUACUGAUCUAGAUACUUCAAUUACACAAAAUACGUUCAAAAAUUAA